Verticillium dahliae VdLs.17 is the source of this 460-nucleotide messenger RNA. RefSeq lists its product as uncharacterized. NCBI's taxonomy places the organism in Eukaryota, Fungi, Ascomycota, Sordariomycetes, Glomerellales, Plectosphaerellaceae. The transcript has 3 exons. The record is from RefSeq and is a predicted model, not a curated record. The coding region runs from base 80 to 460 and encodes 126 amino acids.
GUGCAUCUGGUUGUUUCAGUGCAUCAGCGGUGACAAAUAUUUCAAAAGCAGUAUCCAAGAUCUGCACACAACGCCAGUCAUGAAGCGCUUCAAGGCCGCGGGCAUCCUCUCGCGCUCUACGGGUGCCUGCACGACCAAGUCCAACCCAAGAUGCACGUCCUUCUCCGGCAUCCGGGCAACGACCGUCGCUGGCGCCAUCACGCUGAAGAAGGCGUGCAAGUGCAGCCUUAUCAUCACCAGCGGCACCGAGGUCGGCCACCCAACGGGCAAAUACUCUCACAGCACGGGGUAUAAGCUCGACUUUGCCAAGAACGCGGCCCUCAACCGAUAUGUGAGGGGGACGUUCACGAGAAUCUCGAACCGCUCCGAUGGCGCGAGCCGGUACAAGGCUCGUUCCGGGAACAUCUAUGUGGACGAGGGGAACCACUGGGAUGUGACUUUCUUCACAGACGGGAGAUAG